AAGGAAAAUUCAAUCCGCUGGCCUUGUUGUUAAGCCCAAACGCGUUCUUCUCCCAAACAGAAACUGUCACGAACAAGUUUCCUUUCUUUCUACCUUCCUUUCCGUUCGCUAUUCUUCCCUUAUUGCAAAAUCUAUGGAUUACGAUUUUAGGAACAGGGCGGCCUCACCGUACGAUAAACAAAUUCCUAUCUACAGGGCUUCUUCUUCGUCAUCGGCGCCGUCUAGCCACCCUAUGUACGGACAGUCUCUGUAUCCGAGAAUCGGUCAACAGGGCCACACGGCAGUGCCUCCUGCUGGCCGCCACUCCUCAUAUCACCAAACUUCCGCUCCUUCGCACUCUUCUUCGUUUGCAGCAGGAUUAGGCAUUCGAGUUGCUGUAAAGCCAGAGUAUCGGAUCACUCCUCCGCCUCAGUUGUCACCACAAGUGGGAGAUAUUCCACGGAGCAGCUUCCAUUUUGAUUUUGAGCUUGAGCGAAAAAUUUUAGCUGAAGCAGAGAAGGAAAGCCUGAACUGGAGCAAGUUUGGGCUGGAAAAUCUUCCAUCUAAAACAACAGAAUCAACUUCCUCAUUGGGUUCAGCUGUAGACCCUGUAGUGAGAAAAUACAUUUCAUCAGGACUCAACUGUGAAGCUGUUCCUCAUGCUGUUGCUAACUAUGGGGACAAUCCAACUAAGGUUCAAGAAUUUGUCAAUGGCUACAACCUUUUAAGAGAAAUGGGAUUUGAAACGAGCAAUGUAGUUGAAGCUUUACUCAUGUAUGACAAUGACACACAAAAGGCAUUGGCACGUUUUCUUAACACCUCAUCCUGAACAUAUUGGAAGCGCAUGGCUGAAUUGUCAAAGUGGUGGUAUAUACUAUACGAGUGUAGUCUGGUUUUAUUCUCAUUGUAAAAUUAUGUGGAACAGGCUUGCAUUUACAUUUUGCUUACAUGUAAUAUUACUUUAAUUGUAAACAUCCCCCCAAAAUUUAUGCAUCAGUUAUUUCUGUUUUGGUGCAACAA
This is a messenger RNA of Hevea brasiliensis (rubber tree), 999 nucleotides long. RefSeq lists its product as uncharacterized. The coding region runs from base 134 to 808 and encodes 224 amino acids. The transcript is spliced from 5 exons. Gene Ontology annotation, molecular function: ubiquitin binding. Gene Ontology annotation, biological process: ubiquitin-dependent protein catabolic process via the multivesicular body sorting pathway. NCBI's taxonomy places the organism in Eukaryota, Viridiplantae, Streptophyta, Magnoliopsida, Malpighiales, Euphorbiaceae. Gene Ontology annotation, cellular component: ESCRT I complex. The record is from RefSeq and is a predicted model, not a curated record.